Messenger RNA from Bactrocera latifrons, 3199 nucleotides. It is a transcript of the gene Rdl, whose product is annotated as gamma-aminobutyric acid receptor subunit beta. NCBI's taxonomy places the organism in Eukaryota, Metazoa, Arthropoda, Insecta, Diptera, Tephritidae. Gene Ontology annotation, molecular function: GABA-A receptor activity; neurotransmitter receptor activity; extracellular ligand-gated monoatomic ion channel activity. The record is from RefSeq and is a predicted model, not a curated record. Gene Ontology annotation, cellular component: synapse; membrane; neuron projection. The transcript is spliced from 9 exons. Gene Ontology annotation, biological process: nervous system process; signal transduction; chemical synaptic transmission. Bases 1214 to 2998 code for a protein of 594 amino acids.
UCAUGCGACUCGUGGUUAUAAGCGUAAAGCAUAACGCACGCCGGCAAAGCACGAAUAAUAGUAGAUAAAAAAUACAUAGAACACUAUGUCAAUAAGCACGCACUUAGUAACGAAAAUAAUACCGUGACAAAAUCAAAAAAGUAACAGUGGAAGAAAUAGCUGUGUAUAUAUGCGACGAAGGACGCGUCUCAAGAAGCAUCAAAUGCAUAGGUUUGACAUAUUUGUAGUUAGCUAGUCAAAUGGUAGAACUGUAGCGUUAGAACCAGAACCUUUAGGGAGGACACCAACGCUUGCAGUGACAAACGGUAAGGAAGAUAACACUUUACCGAGCACUAUUUGCUAGCGAAUACCAAGCAAAGCAAUCAGUUAUCCUGCCAUUAAAAUAAAACACGUGCAACAAACAUAACAACAGCGGAAGAAGAAGCACCAAUAUUACCACUGACACAACAGCUGCAGAUUGGCAAAUAUUUCCUAUUUUCACUGUGUCACAAUCACAAAUAGGAAAGCGUCAUAGCGUUGGCAAAAUACUUUUCCUUUGGUAUGACGCGCGGCAAUAUCUUGACGCUGACGGCAGUAUCGAGUGGGUCUUGUGGCAUAAUAGAAAAGUAAUAUAAUAUAUUCCAGAGAAAUGAACAGAUAAAAUUGUGCUAAAUAUUCAUAAGCACAGCAGAGCGAGUGCAUAAAGCAGACAGCGUCCGGGCGUCAAAAGGAAGGCGAUAAAAAUAGCAAACGAAAGCUGCCAGCGUCACUGCAGCAGAAUAGACAAAAUCAACAAGACUUGCACAUCGAUAUCAUCAAUAAAGCUAACUAAUACUUGAGGAACUAAGUAACAAAAAUAAAAGGCCACAGCACGGCAGGUGGAGAAGCAAAAAGUAUUAUAAAAAUUUAUAAUCAAAGUUAUAAAAUACACAACGCCCACAGCAGCAGCAAACGGCAACAACAACAAACAACAACAACAAACGCCUAUCACAAGAACUCAUCCAUCAUCGGCCAGCGUGUGCGCGUGCAUGUGUGUGUGUGAGUAAUAUGCUGUAACUAGUAAGCUCCUCCUCCCUCCACCCCGACAUCACAAGCAAACGUCGUCAACAUCCACAGCUUUAACUUUAUUAAUACAAGCAAUUGCCAUUUCAUUCCGUUAGAACGGCAAUAUCGGCCCCCUCGUUAUUGGUUAUAUUGGUAAAUAUAGCAUCGUAAUACUUCGAUUCGCAUCAAUAUGGCCUUUAGCAGCAGCAGUAGUAGUAGUCGGUUCGGUGUCAGUAGUGGCGGCGCUUACGGCGGUGGUAGCAUAUCAACGUGGGAUAGAUGCACAACAGCGUUGCUAUUGCCGCGAGCACGUCUCAUCACCCUCUGGCUGGCAUUCAAUUUAGCGCUGAUCGUACAGGAGCCAAUGAAGAAAAUCGCCUCAGUCGAUGCAGCGACUGGUGGCGGCAGCAUGUUGGGUGAUGUUAACAUAUCCGCUAUUCUCGAUUCAUUUAGUAUUAGUUACGACAAAAGAGUAAGACCUAACUAUGGAGGACCUCCUGUUGAAGUCGGAGUCACCAUGUAUGUGCUAUCGAUCAGCUCGCUGUCUGAAGUUAAAAUGGACUUUACAUUGGAUUUUUACUUUCGUCAAUUUUGGACCGAUCCUCGUUUAGCGUAUAGAAAACGGCCUGGUGUAGAAACACUAUCGGUUGGAUCUGAGUUCAUAAAAAAUAUUUGGGUACCUGACACCUUUUUUGUAAAUGAAAAACAAUCAUAUUUUCAUAUUGCAACAACAAGUAAUGAAUUCAUACGUGUUCAUCAUUCUGGAUCAAUAACACGAAGUAUUAGAUUAACAAUUACCGCAUCGUGUCCAAUGAAUCUGCAAUACUUUCCUAUGGAUCGACAAUUGUGUCACAUAGAAAUCGAAAGCUUCGGCUAUACAAUGCGUGACAUUCGUUAUAAAUGGAAUGAAGGUCCAAACUCGGUUGGUGUUUCGAGUGAGGUAUCUCUGCCCCAAUUUAAGGUCUUGGGUCAUCGUCAGAGGGCUAUGGAAAUCAGUCUUACAACAGGAAAUUACUCGCGACUCGCAUGUGAGAUACAAUUCGUGCGUUCGAUGGGUUACUAUCUCAUUCAAAUAUAUAUACCCUCUGGACUGAUCGUUAUUAUAUCAUGGGUAUCAUUUUGGCUAAAUCGUAAUGCCACACCAGCUCGUGUGGCGCUCGGUGUUACCACCGUGUUGACAAUGACCACACUGAUGUCGUCAACAAAUGCAGCAUUGCCAAAGAUUUCUUAUGUCAAAUCGAUUGACGUAUAUCUAGGAACAUGCUUCGUUAUGGUCUUUGCCAGUCUUUUGGAAUACGCCACCGUCGGCUAUAUGGCAAAACGAAUUCAAAUGCGAAAACAAAGAUUUAUGGCGAUCCAAAAGAUAGCUGAACAAAAAAAGCAGCAACUGGAUGGGGUGCAACCACCGCCCAAUCCGAAUCCGAGUGCGGGCGAUCAUGGACAUGGGCAUGGUCAUGGCCAUAGCCAUGGUCAUCCUCAUGCGCCAAAACAAACAGUGAGUAACCGACCAAUUGGCUUUACAAAUAUACAACAAAACGUUGGCUCGCGCGGUUGCUCGAUAGUGGGACCCUUGUUCCAGGAGGUGAGAUUCAAGGUGCAUGACCCCAAGGCACACUCCAAGGGCGGUACACUGGAGAAUACUGUGAAUGGCGGACGUGGCGGACCGCCGGUUGGACCACCCGGACCCGGACCCCAAGGCGGUGGCGGUGGAGGCGGCGGCGGCGGCGGCGGUGGAGGUGGAGCGCCCGAAGGUGGGGACGCCGAAGCGGCAGUACCAUCCCAUUUAUUACACCCGGGCAAGGUAAAAAAAGAUAUCAACAAGUUGCUGGGCAUCACGCCAUCAGACAUUGACAAAUAUUCGCGCAUAGUGUUCCCCGUGUGUUUCGUUUGCUUCAAUCUGAUGUACUGGAUCAUCUAUUUGCAUGUGAGCGAUGUGGUCGCCGAUGAUUUGGUGUUGCUCGGCGAGGAAAAGUAAAGCAACCGACCGUUAGCAUACAAGCUUAUUAUGAAGCGUUGGCUAUAUGUAGCAGUGGCAGCUUGUAGACACGCUAGGCGUGUGGCAGCGUCGGAAGAAGCCGGUGGCAAACACAGCGUAAGCAGGGAGUAUAGCAGAAAGCGAUUCGCAAUAGUUUAGUUAAGUUUAUAUGUUAAGUGAACACAGCAUAGCAAAACAACA